Messenger RNA from Monopterus albus (swamp eel), 6057 nucleotides. RefSeq names its product lysine (K)-specific demethylase 4C (gene kdm4c). Gene Ontology annotation, molecular function: histone H3K36 demethylase activity; histone H3K9 demethylase activity. Gene Ontology annotation, biological process: regulation of gene expression; chromatin remodeling. The record is from RefSeq and is a predicted model, not a curated record. The transcript has 24 exons. Gene Ontology annotation, cellular component: chromatin; nucleus. Bases 429 to 5276 code for a protein of 1615 amino acids. NCBI's taxonomy places the organism in Eukaryota, Metazoa, Chordata, Actinopteri, Synbranchiformes, Synbranchidae.
AAUUGCUCAGCAGUCAUAACGGAGCUAGUGUUGUGAAAUUUCCAAACCACGCGUCUGCUUUGACGAUUUUCACAUGAAGACAGAAAAGGGAAAUGAGCACAUUAAUCGCACAGUUCUACUUUCCUCAUUCAGAAAUUUGAUACCAAUAUAUAAAAACAAAGCUUAUUUUGGGCGACAGAGGUUAGACUGGUGUGCGACAACUUAUUUUGUCAGAUCUUACAGUGCCUGGAUAGGUCUACCACUCCACGGUCUGCCAUUUGUAUCGGUCGUGCUUGUUGGCACGCAGACACGCAGUUGCCCGAAACACACCCCCUUUAAACGGCACGAAGCAGCUGUCAUGUGAAUCAGCUGGACGAACGAGGAAGGGGAUACAAAAACAACAGCUUUGCUUGUUUCUAAUUUAAGGUUGUGUCUGGUCAGGCGGCAGGAUGGCGGGAGCAGAGGUGUAUGCCCCUGCAAACCCCACCUGCAAGAUUAUGACCUUCAGGCCUACCAUGGAAGAGUUCAGGGACUUCAACCAGUACCUGGUUUAUAUGGAGUCUCAGGGUGCACAUCGUGCAGGCCUGGCUAAGGUGAUCCCCCCUAAAGGCUGGAAGCCUCGUCGUACCUAUGAUGACAUAGAUGAUCUGAUGAUUGAUGCUCCCAUCCAGCAGAUGGUGGCUGGCCAGUCAGGGCUGUUCACUCAGUAUAACAUCCAGAAGAAGCCUCUUAGUGUGCAGGAGUUCAGGCGACUAGCUAACAGUGACAUGUACUGCACACCCCGCUACCUGAAUUAUGAAGAUCUUGAGAGGAAAUAUUGGAAGAACCUGACUUUUGUCUCACCCAUAUAUGGUGCUGAUGUCAGUGGCAGCCUUUAUGAUGAGGAUGUAGAGGAGUGGAACAUUGGCCACCUGAACUCUAUCCUGGAUGUUAUCGAGGAGGACUGUGGUGUAUCCAUCCAGGGGGUUAACACUCCAUAUCUAUACUUUGGCAUGUGGAAGACCACCUUCUCAUGGCACACAGAGGAUAUGGACCUGUACAGCAUCAACUACCUCCACUUUGGAGAGCCCAAGUCCUGGUAUGCCAUCCCUCCGGAGCAUGGGAAGAGGCUGGAGCGUCUGGCUACAGGUUUCUUUCCAAAUAGCUUCAAGGGGUGUGAGGCCUUUCUUCGUCACAAAAUGACUCUAAUCUCCCCUUCCGUACUGAAGAAGUAUGGCAUUCCCUUUGAUAAGAUUACUCAGGAAGCAGGAGAGUUCAUGAUCACCUUCCCUUAUGGCUACCAUGCUGGCUUCAACCAUGGCUUCAACUGUGCAGAGUCCACCAACUUUGCCACCCUGCGCUGGAUAGACUAUGGCAAAGUGGCCACACAGUGCACAUGUAGCAAGGACAUGGUAAAGAUAUCCAUGGAACCCUUUGUGAAGCGUUUUCAGCCUGACCGGUAUGCUAACUGGAUGCUGGGCAAAGAUUCUGCACCUAUAGACCACACACUUGCCACACCCAGUACAACACCGGAGCUGCAGAGCUGGCUGCAGAGACGCCGCAAGGCCAAACCUACUAAUAAAGGCAAUAGCCACACUCGUAUGCGCUCCAAGCGCCUCAGAACCACAGAGCAGCCUGUUGGCCUGGACAGCAGCUCUGCUAUAAGCAGCAGCAGCAGCAAGAAGAAAGUCCUGGGUGGUCCACCUGGGCCCAAGGUGCGAAAGUCUGUAGCAGCGCCAACCAGUAGGGAGAAAGAGACAAAGAAGGAAGCUGAUUCAAAGCACAACCAGAAUCAGAACCCUGUUCAGCUUUCUGGUCCUUGCAGACAGAUGUGUGUGGUCAAGGUAAAUCGUGUGGAGAGUAAUAGUUUAGGAUUUUCACAUAAGGAGCCAUCCCAUGACUCUCACUGCAGCCCAUUUCCCUCCUCUGCUUCACCGGUAAAGAAUGACCUAAAGACAGAGACAGUCACUCAUAUUGACCCUCUUCAUCUCUCAGGGUCAGGGGUCACAGGCAGAACUCCGGAAGGACUCAGACAAUGGCCUGAGGCUGCCCAUGUGCAUCCAGAAAUGAGUGAGUCAAGAUGUCACUGUCCUGAAUCACAAGACCUCUUAACUUCUCAGGACUGCUAUAUCAGGGUCCCUCACCUGGAGGCCAACAGACCUAGCUCAUCUUCUCACCCAACAAGUGUUUCAGCUGAGACUGAUAUGAGCUUGUGUCCCCCUCACUCUGAAGCUCAGACAUCUCAUUCCUCAAGGAGAGAAGACACUUUAAGCAUAGCACCAAACACUGACAGCAGCAUGGACACAGGUACUGAGACUUAUACUAGUGACACUGCUAAAACCGAGAAAAUGGGCACGGUUUUUGAUCCAAAACAAAUCAAUAUACACUCCGCUACAGAAGCACUUUAUGAUCUGAAAACUGAGCCAGUAGAGGAGGGUAGUUAUGCAUUGUGUGGUUCCUUCCUCCCUUCAGGACACAGUUGCAAUUUAGAAAAAAGCACAGAGGAAAAUCCUCCUCUGCUACAUAGGAACACAGUGGAUAUGCCACAACUCACCCCUGAGCCAGCAGAUAAGGUUGUAAUCUGCCCUUUGCCACCUGUACUUACCCAAGAGAUGCCCUCCCUCACCCCAGCAGAUGAUGGGUUAACCGAUGCCCCAAAAUUUAGAUUGUGCAGUCAGGUUGCCCCUGUGCUACAAAGGGAGACACCAACUGGCUGUCUGUCACAUGGAGCCAAACAGGAAGAGAGAGAAAUUGAUUUACUGGCAUCAAAAGAGUCUCUAACUGUAGAACAAGCCAACAACUGGCAUUUAGAUUCUCUAUGUAACUGUGAAGGGGCAGUGUCUGUUUUAGAAGGAAAUGCAGCUCAUUUAACUGCCAGUGCUAUGGGCAAAAUAACAUCUGGUGGUGUCCACCAAAUGCUAAUCAUGCCAGACAUUGCUGCAAAAAAGGAUGAUACAAAGGUAGAAAAUCUUACUCCCAGACAGAGCGACACUACCUCUGGCCAGCUAGUUCAGAGUCCUGCACCUCAGACAGAGCAGCAGUCUGUCCCAACAGAGUUAACAAAUAAAGAUGACUCCAAAGACUCAGCUCAAAGAGACUUCAUUCUCAGCAGUACUGGCUGUCUUUUAACUGGUACCUCAAACAAUAAUCUUCCCGUUCCUCCCUCUCCCUUAUGCACUCAGAGUGAUAGCCACUCAGCGUUGCAACUCCACCAUCACAGUACAUAUUCACCUUCACACUGUACUUCUCAGAACCAAUACAUGGAGCCCAAACCAUUUUCCAGCAGCAUCUGGAAAAACCUAAAUUCCCAGAGUCCUGCAGUACUUAUCCAGAGUCUACAACCAGAGCUCCCUUCUGACUUCACACAUGACCCUCUGCCGUACACUAUGUGGACUGAACCUCAGUGCAAAGAGGUCACUGACCUGGAUGACCCAGGGCAAGGCCUCCAUGAGUCAGAGAACCAGGAAGAAGGUGGACCUCUCACCUGGGCCCAGCUUGAACCCACCUCACUGGUUUCAGAUGGCACUGUUGAGCCUCUGGGUCUUUGCGGAGAUUAUGAGCUCCACAGAGAGAGUCAGCACUCUGGCACUGCUGUUUCACCUCUCAGGAUGGAAGGAGAAGAACAGAAUGGGGUGUCUGACAUGGAAGAAGGAGGAUCUGAUUGCGAAGAGGCAGAGCAGGAAAGUAGUGUCAAGGGAGAGAGCAGCAGUGACUCAUCUGAUGAUGAGGAAAAUGAGACGAGUAACUAUGGAUACAAUGUAUCAGGCCUGGAACCUGGGGAAGUCUGUGCUUACCCUGCCCUGUCAGUGAAGAGGACCACAAAGAGCUGGCGUCACCCACUCAGGAAACCUACUACAAGGGCUGUACCCACUGCUGUCAAACAACAAGCUGCCAGUGAUGAUGAGCCCCCUGAAGCAAGCUUGGCAGAGGAGGAGGAACGGGAAAUGGAAGUGUGGGCGAGGCCCCUAAUUUACCUGUGGCAGAACAGGAAGGGCUGCUUCACAGCAGAGAAGGAGUACAAUGCUCAUGCAGCCACCAUGCAGCCAUACUGUGCUGUGUGCACACUCUUCAUGCCCUAUUAUCAGGCUGAAGACAAAGCAGAUGAUAACAGACCUGUCACAGUUAAGGAUGCCUCCACAUCUUCCUCUUUAACUGAGGGCUCCACGCAUCCCUGUAGAGGUCUAAGAAGGACCAAGCCCCUCGUCCCAGAGAUUUGUUUUUCUUUCCGGGAGCAGAACUGCCCCCCAACUCCCACCAACCCUCUGCUGCAGGAAGAUGGCACCUCCCCUCUGCUCUACUGCCAGGGCUGUUGCCUACAAGUCCAUGCAAGUUGUUACGGUGUUGCUGCAGAUGACGUCCGUGAACAGUGGUCAUGUGAUCGCUGUACAGAAGGAAGCCUUGCAGCGGAAUGCUGUCUCUGUAACCUCAGAGGUGGAGCUCUGAAGAAAACCCAAAAUGACAAAUGGGCCCACGUGAUGUGUGCAGUUGCUCUGCCAGAGGCUAGGUUCAGCAACGAAGUCAAGCGGAGCCCCAUUGACACCAGUAGCAUCCCCAUGCAGCGAUAUAAACUGAAGUGCAUCUAUUGUCGUAACCGCUGCGCGGGGAAGCGACAUGCAGGUGCUUGUAUCCAGUGUUCAUGUGGCCGGUGUCCCACCUCCUUUCAUGUGACCUGUGCCCAUGCUGCUGGAGUAAUCAUGGAGCCUGAUGAUUGGCCGUAUGUUGUGUCAGUCACCUGCCAUAGACAUCAAUCACGGAGUUCGUCAGCUAAGCAGCGAGCAUGCCAAGCAUCAAUCUCCCUGGGCCAGACAGUGAUCUCCAAACACAAGAACCUGCGCUACUACAGCUCCAAGGUCACCCAGAUCACUUGCCAGACAUUCUACGAGGUCAUGUUUGAUGAUGGCUCCUUCUCCAACGAUACCUACCCCGAGGAUAUAGUGAGCAGAGACUGUGUGAAUUUGGGUCCUCCUGAAGUAGGGGAAGCUGUUCAAGUGAAAUGGCCUGAUGGACUGUUCUAUGGUGCCAAAUACUUGGGAUCCAAUGUCUCCUACAUGUACCAGGUGGAGUUUGAGGAUGGGUCUCAGGUGCUGGCAAAGAGAGAAGAUGUGUAUACUUUAGAAGAAGACCUGCCUAAAAAGGUGAAGCGUAGACUUUCCACUGCCUCGAGCAUGCGUUUCCAGGACACCUUCUUUACCACGCAGGGGGAGAGGAAACGGCAGAGAACACCUAAUUCACGCUUUCAGAAAGACUAUGUGGCCCUGCCCGGCCUCCGUACAACUGCCAAAAGCACAUGGGAGCAACGCAGUCACAAAGGAAAAUGAAGUCACGGAGAAAAAUCACUGACUAAUGAAUGCACUGAAUUAACAGUGGAUGUACAGGGGAGGUUGAGAGAGUGUGUGUGUGUGUGUGUGUGUGCUUGCUUGUUAAAUUUUUGGAUCUAUUUUGAUCUUGACUAUUUCCCACACAACUUCCUUGUGAAUAGAUCGGAGGAAACGGCGUAAAGGAAUGAAUGAGUCUGGUUAUACUGAUGUUUAUGAAAGUGUGCUUGUACAAGAUAUAGUCAGUUACUGGUGAUUAGGUGCUUUGACAGAAGAUUUCUGACUGGACAGCUGGACUUUUCUAGAAUGGGCUAACAGAGGACAUUGUUGCCUUGGUGGCCUAGUGCUUUCACAUCCAUCAGGGAAAAUAAACGUGACUUACAAUUAUCAUGUCACCCUUUUUGAAAACUUUUUUUCUUUGUACACAAAAAAUUCAGAAGUGAGAUUUUUCUAAAUAGCUUGCCUAAGGUAACUCUUUUUUUCCCCCUCAUUUUGGUUUUGAAUAUUUCUGCAGUUUGCUUGUAGUAUUUUCAUCAUGUCUUACUGCUUCUCUCUGCAUGUUUAAACAUCGUCUCAUAACUGCUUCUGCUGGGCCAAGUCCAAUUACACCACAGUGGCUUUCUCUCUGCAUGUUUUUAGUCCUUACAUGCAUUAAUAUGAAGUGUGUAAUUGGACAUUGAAAAGUUAAUGGUUACAGAAACAAAGGGAAAGAAUGGACCACACUACUUAUUCUACUUGAGGUUAAAGAUUCAGACAGGAAGCUACGUCUGUUUUGGAUUUUGUG